UCAGAGUUAACGCGAGAUUCCUUUCCCAAGCGAGCUUGUCAUCCAUUCAGGAAGGAGGUCUCAUUAGCUUAGCUUAAAUAGCUACAGCCUCUCCAGUGCAAAUAUGGCGUCGGUAAACCCAUUUAAUCUUAGUGAUUCCGAGGAGGAGAGUGAACGGCGACCCAAUGAGACAGUUGACACAGAGCGUAGCCCGAGUGACGGGGCGCCAGGACCACCGCCGGGCAACCCCUUCUCUCCGUCCGCGGACGCCGAGCCUCCGACGCUGCUGCUGUCCAGCGUCAACCGAACGAGCCCAAACGGGGAGGGCAUCUUUUCCGCGGCCACCGCAGCUAUGGCAGGCGGUGCCGAAACGCGGGUGUCGGUGGAUGUCAUUGCCGCUCAGCUAUUACGCGAUCAGUACAUCCUCACGGCCUUGGAGUUACACACAGAACUGCUGGAGGCGGGCAGGGAGCUCCCGCGGCUGAGGGAUUAUUUCUCCAACCCUGGGAACUUCGAAAGGCAGAGCGGCACGCCACCUGCCAAAGAUCAGGGAAUCGGACCGGGUGGACCCUUGAAUCGAGCGGGCAGCAUCAGCACCUUGGACUCUCUGGACUUCGCCCGUUACUCAGAUGACGGCAAUCGAGAGUCAGACGAGCGGGUGGCGGUGCUGGAGUUUGAGCUACGGAAAGCAAAGGAGACCAUUCAGGCUCUACGCGCCAACUUGACUCAGGCAGCAGAGAGUGACGUGCCCUCUCAGGAGAGAAAGAACUUCAAGUCGAGCCCAGAAAUUCAGCUUCUUCUCUCUCUGUCUCAGGAGCCGAUACGCCCACUAGAGAAAAGAGCCUUAAACUUCCUUGUGAAUGAAUAUUUGUUAAAAAAUGAAUAUAAGCUCUCAUCUAUCACCUUCUCAGAUGAAAAUGAUGAUCAGGAUUUUGAGCUGUGGGAUGACGUCGGCCUCAACAUUCCAAAACCCCCUGACCUUUUACAGCUCUACAGGAAUUGCGGCAGCCCUCUUCCUUCAGCGAGGGACAUGGUUGACGUCGCCGUCGAGACAGAUUUUGGCGACCUCCACGGAAACUGUGCCGUGCCAGAGCCCCCGAAGAAGCCUGACCUCUCGCAACAGCAGCAGGAAGAGGUCGUCCAAGAGUUGGAGUACCAAAUCAGCCUACUGAACAACGAGAAGCAGAGUCUCGCCGAGCAGAUGAAGAAACUUCAGAGUGAGAUUCAGACUUUGAAGCAGACGGUCUCCUCCCCCGCUCCAGCCCCUCUGGACCGGAGCUCCCAGAAUAUAUCCAAUCCCACAUCCUCUUCCGCCACCAUCACUUCCUUGGCUGAACCGCCUUCAGCGGUGGAUCCCUGUCCUCAGCCUCCUGCAGAUAAUGGACAGUACCUGGACAUCCGAGGUGUUUCAGAGGCUGGGAGUGACCCUCCUUCUACGCAAAACACACCACCGUCCCACAAUAAGCUGAAAAGUCGGCCUCCUGUCCAGUUUGAUCAGCCAAACAGGAAGUUAUCCCCGGCCUUCCAGCAAGCCCUGUUGUCCUUCUGCAGAAUGUGCUCAGACAGCCGUCUAGGAGCAGAGGUGUCUCGCAUAGCAGACAGCGAGGAGAGUGUGAUGUUAAUGCUGGGACGCUGCCUUCCUCACAUCGUCCCGAAUGUCCUCCUUGCAAAACGAGAGAGAAUGGUUGCACAUCUUUGCCAGGAGCUGAUUCCUCUCAUCCUGUGUACCGCCUGCCUUCACCCGGAGUCCAAAGAGAGAGACCAGCUUCUUCACAUUCUCUUUAACUUAAUCAAGAGACCGGAUGAUGAGCAGAGACAAAUGAUCUUGACGGGAUGUGUUGCGUUUGCGAGACAUGUCGGCCCCACGCGUGUUGAAGCAGAGCUCCUUCCUCAGUGCUGGGAACAGAUUAACCACAAGUAUCCAGAGAGGAGACUCCUUGUGGCAGAGUCCUGCGGCGCUUUAGCACCAUACCUCCCUAAGGAAAUUCGCAGUUCGCUAGUAUUGUCCAUGCUGCAGCAGAUGCUCGCUGAGGACAAGGCCGACAUGGUCCGAGAGGCUGUGGUCAAGAGUCUUGGGAUUAUUAUGGGGUACAUCGAUGAUGCUGACAAGUACUCCCAGGGUUUUGAGCUGAUGCUGCUGUCACUCAGCGACCCCUCAGAAAGGGUGGUCAGUGCCGUCCACCAGGUCUUCAUCCCGGCAUUCGCCGCCUGGACAACAGAAUUGGGAACCCUGUACACUUCGCUCAUCCCUUCUCUCUUGGCACGUAUAGAGAAACUCCUCAAGCAGGGGGAGCAUGGCCUGGAUGAACACAAGUUGCAUGUAUUCCUGUCAGCCCUGCAGAGUUUCAUCCCUCCUCUAUUUGCUGUGGUGCUGCAGAAUGCACCCUUCACUAGCCGAGCCAAACUCCACGGGGACAUACCUGCAAUAGAGGUAACUCGCUUCCCAAGGCCAGCUUCUUCCCUCCAGGAUGUGGCAACCAUCAUUGGCAGCAGAGAGAUGCUCAGCGCCCUGCUUCUUCUCUAUGACCACCAGCUUGAGCAUGAAGGGACCACCGGUUGGGAAAGCCUGCUUUGGGUGGUCAACCAACUGCUUCCUCAGCUUAUAGAGAUUGUGGGUCGCAUUAACGUGACCUCGUCAACCUGCGUUCACGAGUUCUCUCGCUUCUUUUGGAGGUUCUGUCGAACCUUUGGAAAGAUUUUCACCAACACUAAGGUUAAACCGCAAUUCCAAGAGAUUCUUCGUCUGUCUGAAGAGAACGUUGAUGCUUCAGCAGGGAAUGGUAUUCUUACCAAAGCCACUGUUCCCAUCUACGCCACGGGAGUACUCACGUGUUAUAACCAGGAGGAGGAUCGCAAGUUGUUGGUGGGUUUCUUAGAGGACGUUAUGACAACCCUGUCUUUGUCCCAUGCACCUCUCGACAGCCUGAAAGCUUCUUUUGUAGAGCUAGGUGCCAAUCCAGUGUACCAUGAAUUACUGCUGACCGUCCUGUGGUAUGGCGUGGUACACACCUCUGCAUUGGUCCGAUGUACUUCUGCACGGAUGUUUGAGCUGCUGGUGAAGGGGGUGAAUGAGACGCUGGUAGCUCAGAGAGUGGUGCCGGCUCUCAUCACACUGUCCUCCGACCCUGAAAUCUCUGUGAGGAUAUCCACCAUUCCUGCCUUUGGUACCAUCAUGGAGACCGUCACACAGAAAGAACUGCUUGAGCGUGUCAAGAUGCAGCUGGCGUCUUUCCUGGAGGACCCUCAGUAUCAAGACCAGCACUCGUUGCACAUGGAGAUCAUAAGGACGUUUGGACGGGUCGGCCCCAACGCGGAGCCUCGCUUUCGAGACGACUUCGUACUGCCACAUCUGCACAAGCUGGCGCUUGCCAACAACAGCCAGGUGGUGGAGAGCAAGAGGAUCGACAUCGCCACCCAGCUGUUCGAGGCCUACAGCGCUCUGUCCUGCUGCUUCAUUUCAGAGGAGGUGAUGAGCAACCACUUCCUGCCCGGUCUCAGGUGUCUGCGUGCUGACAUGGAGCAGCUCUCCCCGGAACAUGAGGUGAUUCUGAGCUCCAUGGUCAAAGAGUGUGAGAUCAAGGUGGAAAACCGAGGGAUGUGCGAUGCACAAGGCUCCAUUGCAUCCAGUUUGGUGGGCGAGGAUGCCAAGACGAAGUUCCUGAGCAAGAUGGGUCAGCUGACCACGUCGGGCGCCAUGCUGGCCAACGUCUUCCAGAGGAAGAAGUGAACGCGAACAGCGCAAACUCGAAGACUCGUCGGCUGAGCUCCCAAGUACAUGACAAAUCAAAUGUGACGUGUAUUUUAAAAGAUGAUUUUUUGCAGCCUCAUCAAGGAUGGUUUGCUUUUUUUUUUUUUUUUUUUUUCCUUUUUUAUUUUUUUAACUCAGCCAGUGUUUGUUUGACUUCUUCAUUUACAAAAGGAGCGCAACAAGAGGAAGAAAGUGAGCAGUAUUGACACUCGCCCAUAGUCAUGGCAGGUGGGACGCCUUUUCGGGACAUUCAGGACUUGAAGGUAUCACUGGAACAAAUGUGCGCUGCCUGCUGGAGGUCACCUCACAUUUUUAAUGUUACUUUGGAGCAAACACUUCAUGGACGGCCUGCGAUAUUUAGCACAUCGGAGUAAAAAUGACACUGAAAGUGGAUAUUGCGAGUGUACAGUGAGUGUGUGUGGGUGUGUGUAUGGUACCGAAACAUCGCCUACUUGAAGUUCUAAAUAAUCAUCUUGCCUUUGUUUCCUCCAAAAGUCUGUCUUUGCGCUCUGUUUUGAUAGCGUCUAUUUUAUAACGUAUUUAUGUCUUAAUGAAGAACACACUUUAUUUCCCACUUCCAAAGAAAUUUGCACUUCAUUUUCAUCAAUUCUCAUGCACAUAAAUGAUCACUACUGUUGCGUUUCAUGUAUUUCUGUUCAUACUUUUCCUUAUUGAUUGUCUUUGAUCAUUUAUUUUCUAUGUGGACAUCAGGGGGAGGGAGAUAUAUAAAAAAAAAAAGGAUAAGCUUAUACACUGACUACAGUGAGUGGAUGGUACUCGUGUAUAUUUGGAAUCCGUGUCAUGGUGUAAUAAAAGAUCAUUUGUGUAUUUAAAAGAAAAAGCGCUUUAUGGCUCAAAGUGUCAACAGGUGCUAAAGGCUAUAAAACAAAAGGCAUUUGACAGACAAACACUCUCCUCGUAGCCCCGCCCCUCAUCAACCAACACUUUGAUGUGCUCUAAUGUCUGCCUGCAACAAACCAAAGUCCAAUUUAUGGGGCAUUCCCAACCGUUUCCUGCAGCAAAAGUCCCAGAUUGAGCGUGGACACAAGACCGUAGACACCCAUUUGGAGCUGUUUACAGUGUUUGCAUGUGCAAUUUUUGUUAAAAACAUGAUUAUUUUUUUAGCUGUAGUUGGGGUAACACAUGCAGUAAAGUUGAAAUUCAUGACAGUAGGGGGAGCCCAGGAGCCAAAAUUAUACACUUGUGGAUUUAAUAUAUGAUCUGUUGCUUUAUUCAUCUACAAUAAUAAUGCAAUGUACUAAUUUAAGUAUUUAUAGAUGGAUAAAAUAUACAUAGGAAAAAGGAAGAGUGAGAUUGGUGCCUGCCAUUUGCAGUUCACAACUGUAGGAAAUACUUCAUGGCGGAUUUGAUACAUAGAAAAAAAUGACAUAUUUACAUUUUUUGGUAUAUUUAAAUAUAUAGAAAUUGGGUGUGCAGCUCAUUAGCUGUUAACCAUUAUGCAUAAUGUUAACACUGCCAUUGAUAAACAUUAGCAUUUGCUAUAAAUACAUUGGUGUGAACAAGUGUUUGCCCCCUUCCUGACUUCUUGUUUGCAUGUUUGUCACACUUAAAUGUUCCAGAUCAUCAAACAAAUGUAAAUAUUAGUCAAUGACAACACAACUGGACACAAAAUGUAGUUUUUAAAUGAAACUUUUGGUUAUUAACGGAGAAAAAAAUUCCAAACCUACAUGGCCCUGUGUGGAAAAAGUGAUUUCCCCCCCCUAAACCUAAUAAGUGGUUGGGCCACCCUUAGCAGCAACAACUGCAAUCAAGCGUUUGUGAUAACUUGCAAUGAGUCUCUUACAGCGCUGUGGAGGAAUUUUGGUCCACUCAUCUUUGCAGAAUUGUUGUCAUUCAGCCACAUUGGAGGGUUUUCCAGCAUGAAGCGCCUUUUUAAGGUCAUGCCACAGCAUCUCAAUAGGAUUCAGGUCAGGACUUUGACUAGGCCACUCCAAAGUCUUCACUAUUUUUUUCUUCAGCCAUUCAGAGGUGGACUUGCUGGUGUGUUUUGGAUCAUUGUCCUGCUACAGAACCCACAGAUGACCGGACAUUCUCCUUCAGGAUUUUAUGGUAGACAGCAGAAUUCAUGGUUUCAUUUAUCACAGCAAGUCUUCCAGGUCCUGAAGCAGCAAAACAACCCCAGACCAUCACACUACCACCACCAUAUUUUACUGUUGGUAUGAUGUUUCUCUGAAGUGAGGUGUUACUUUUUUACGCCAGAUGUAAUGGGACACAUGCUUUCCAAAAAGUUCAGAUUUUGUCCCGUCAGACCACAGAGUAUUUUCCCAAAGGUCUUGGGGAUCGUCAAGAUGUUUUCUGGCUUUUUGUUCAGCAGUGGUUUUGGCCUUGGAACUCUGCCAUGCAGGCCGUUUUUGCCCAGUGUCUUUCUUAGGGUGGAGUCAUGAAAACUGACCUUAACUGAGGCAAGUGAGGCUUACAGUUCUUUGGAUGUUGUUGUGGGGUCUUUUAUAACCUCUUGGAGUCGUCGCUGCGCUCUUGGGGUCAUUUUGGUUGGCCGGCCACUCCUGGGAAGGUUCACCACUGUUCGAUGUUUUUGCCAUUUGUGAAUAAUGGCUCUCACUGUGUUUCGCAGGAGCCCCAAAGCUUUAGAAAUGGCUUUAUAACCUUUUCCACACUGAUAGAUCUCAAUUAAUCUCAGUAAUGUUUUAACAGGGGGCAAUUAUUUUUUUCAAAUGUUCACUUAUCCCUUUCGUUUGUCAUUUAUAUGCAUUUAGUUGUUUUAUGCAUGUAAAACUGUACUUGUAAAACUAUAAUAACAUGUUUUGUGUUAACAUUUUUGAGUGUUACCAGCUGAUGACAUCAUGGAUUGGCGAGAAAAUCUGUUGAGCAUGGAAGAUCAAGAUCAAAAAUACUAUCUGCCCUAAUGGCUGGACAGGACAAAAAAAGAAAGGUAAGGAUGGUAGCAAGAACUUUUUUUUUUUUUUAUGAAAAAUUGAUUAAAAACACAGUUGGACUCAUGCAGCGUAUUAAGAACACAACAACAUGCGCCAUAUUGUGUGCUCACUGGAGAGAAUGCACUUAAACCAAGGCAAAAUUUUGAUUAUGUUAAGCGAUCAGCAUGCUAACAGGGGCAGACCCUAACUGAGGUUCCACUCUGUAUCGAAACAAUUGGUUUUGCAGCUCAUUAUCCAGUAUGUCAACCACCACCUAUUAUUGAUAAAACAUUAGCUUUUGUAGCGGGAGCCCAUGAGCAAAUAAUAUACCACAUAGCCCAGGGAUAUCCAAAGUGCGGCCCAGGGGCCAUAUUCGGCCCUGCAAUUCCGUUUUAUUGACCCUCAGCAUAUUGUAAAAAAAAAAAAAAAAAGUAUGUAAAUGAUUAGCUAUUACACUAAUUUGCGUGUUCACCUAUAACACGAAGAUGCUGGUGUUAUAUUGACCUAUAUUGGAUUUUCUUUUCCAGCAUUUUUAAUGCACAAAAUGUAUCAAAGUGGACCCCCCCACAUCCUUAGAUUUUUUUUUCGGGCAGAUGUUUGCACACCCCCUGUUAUAGCUGAUUCAAUGCAUGAAUUCAGUUAAAAAAUAUAUCGAAGCACGGUUGAACAUGAUGUGUUUCGGAUUUUUUUAUUGGAAAAACAAACAUUUAGCAGCAUUUUAUUCAACAAUAGUUAAAUGUAAGCGUACAAGUAAAAAGAACAUGAUUUUAGCAGUUGAUCUUUACGCAAGGUACCCUAUUGAUAAAGAGCAUCCUUUGCAUAUUCAGGCUAAUAUUCAACCUACGUUCCUGAUAACUGUGCAGGUGGACAAAUAAUUGAUAUGGAUCUAUAGUGAGGUGUGCUUGGCGCCCUUUUAUGUGUUCCGCUACACGGCUCUCAUUCCUGCGCUGCUCGAUGUUUGUUGACUCGUGUCAAGCAUGCCUCUGCCUGCCAGAUGAGGCGUGGCCAUGCAAAUACGCGCGCACAUUUAGCUCUUUUUUUUUCAACGCAAGCGUGCAUGGUGCAAAAGUAGCGCUCAGUCGGCAGCUCUUACUCACAGGAGCGACUUGAGUGAGUCACGGGUCACAUCUGUUUCCCAAAUGAGAGAAACGCUCAGUUUUCGUCAGCAGAAGCAUUCUUGCAUUAAU
Messenger RNA from Dunckerocampus dactyliophorus (ringed pipefish), 7808 nucleotides. It is a transcript of the gene relch, whose product is annotated as RAB11 binding and LisH domain, coiled-coil and HEAT repeat containing. Gene Ontology annotation, cellular component: trans-Golgi network; recycling endosome. The coding region runs from base 104 to 3706 and encodes 1200 amino acids. Gene Ontology annotation, biological process: intracellular cholesterol transport. The transcript is spliced from 31 exons. NCBI's taxonomy places the organism in Eukaryota, Metazoa, Chordata, Actinopteri, Syngnathiformes, Syngnathidae. The record is from RefSeq and is a predicted model, not a curated record. Gene Ontology annotation, molecular function: protein binding.